This is a messenger RNA of Callithrix jacchus (white-tufted-ear marmoset), 3689 nucleotides long. It is a transcript of the gene SLC35E1, whose product is annotated as solute carrier family 35 member E1. The record is from RefSeq and is a predicted model, not a curated record. NCBI's taxonomy places the organism in Eukaryota, Metazoa, Chordata, Mammalia, Primates, Cebidae.
CCGCCCCUGCCCAGCCCCGCCCCCGCCCGGCGUCGGGCAGUCAGACGGGCGGGAAGAGGCGGCCGCUCAGACAGGAUGGCGGCUGCUGCGAUGGGCGCGGGCCCCGACGCGGGGGGCCCGGCUGCAGCGAGCAGCGGUGGCGGGGCGCGCGAAGGCGCGCGGGUGGCGGCGCUGUGCCUGCUGUGGUACGCGCUGAGCGCGGGCGGCAACGUGGUCAACAAGGUGAUUCUGAGCGCCUUCCCGUUCCCGGUGACCGUGUCGCUGUGCCACAUCCUGGCGCUGUGCGCGGGGCUCCCGCCGCUCCUGCGCGCCUGGCGCGUGCCCCCCGCACCACCCGUCUCGGGCCCCGGGCCCAGCCCGCAUCCGUCUCCCGGCCCGCUCCUGCCGCCGCGCUUCUACCCGCGCUACGUGCUGCCACUUGCCUUCGGCAAGUACUUCGCAUCUGUAUCAGCGCACGUCAGCAUCUGGAAGGUGCCCGUGUCUUAUGCACACACCGUCAAGGCCACCAUGCCCAUCUGGGUGGUCCUCCUGUCCCGGAUCAUUAUGAAGGAGAAGCAGAGCACCAAGGUGUACCUGUCACUCAUCCCCAUCAUCAGCGGGGUCCUGCUGGCCACCGUCACUGAGUUGUCUUUCGACAUGUGGGGGCUUGUCAGUGCCCUCGCCGCCACGCUGUGCUUCUCGCUUCAGAACAUUUUCUCCAAAAAGGUCUUGAGAGAUUCACGGAUCCACCAUCUCCGGCUACUCAACAUCCUGGGCUGCCACGCUGUCUUCUUUAUGAUCCCCACCUGGGUUCUGGUGGACCUCUCAGCUUUCCUGGUCAGCAGCGACUUGACCUACGUCUCCCAGUGGCCCUGGACACUCCUGCUCCUCGCUGUCAGUGGAUUCUGUAACUUUGCCCAGAAUGUCAUUGCCUUCAGCAUCCUCAACCUCAUCAGCCCCCUGAGCUACUCGGUCGCCAAUGCCACCAAGAGAAUCAUGGUCAUCACGGUGUCCCUCAUCAUGCUGCGCAACCCAGUCACCAGCACCAACGUCCUGGGCAUGAUGACUGCCAUCCUGGGGGUCUUCCUCUACAACAAGACCAAGUACGAUGCAAACCAGCAAGCCAGGAAGCACCUCCUCCCCAUCACCACAUCUGACCUGAGCAGCAAGGAGCGCCACCGGAGCCCAGUGGAGAAGCCUCACAACGGCCUCCUCUUCCCCCAGCACGGGGACUAUCAGUACGGCCGCAGCAGCAUCCUCACAGACCACUUCCAGUACAGCCGGCAGAGCUACCCAAACUCAUACAGUUUGAACCGCUAUGAUGUGUAGAGUCCAGAGGGCAGGACCAGACUGUUCUGUGACUCCUUCCCCUGCCCCCACAGCAGUAUCAGAAACUUCUGACAAUCAGUGAAUGUACAAGCCAGCCGAGGGGACGGUGCAUAACUCUGCAUCAGAAGCUCUCGGGUUCCCGGCCCUGCCAUGAGCCACAGGAGGAGGCGUUGCCUGCAGCGCAGGCAGCCGUGGGCUCCGGGCAAACGUAAACAGAGACUGGUAUCUGUGCUCUUUCUUCCUGGAGUCUGUCGUCUGAGGGCCACACCCCUGCGGAGAUCUUGGCCACGUUGUACCUUACCAUGUGGAAUUAUUCCAGAUAACACCCAGGAGUCUCUCUAGAAAGCUAGGAUCACUGUGGCUGCAGACCAUGAGCUGGCAGUGGGAGUAUCCAGGACGGUGCUUGAGAAUGUCAGACUGUCCACUUUAAUUCCCUGGCUCAGAUAUGCCCAGGACCAACAGGGUCACUGAACAGACAAGGAGCCCACGAGAAUCAUUCAGAACAUCCGCAGCCACAGGGAUGGAUCCGGUUUCCUGGUCAUCCUCUUAACGGUUCAAAAGUUCCUGGCAAUGUUCCAAAGAAAAAAGCGAUUGCAAUUAGCAUCUAAUUCCUGCAGCCUGGUGCUCUGCCCGGCCCAUCACAGUUGGCGUCCACCCAGAUCCAGAGGGAAAGGAAACUGCUCUCUCUGCUUCUUCCUCCCUCGCCAGAGCAGGGCACUUCUCUUAGGGUAUCAAGAAGGCUCUUCAGGAAAUUAUGUUCAGUGUUUCAAGCUCUAUUUCUGUGGCACUUGUCUUUUCAGAGGAGUCCUCACCUCUUCUCUGAUGACUUGAUAGGUUGUUUAGGAGGGAGAUCUUGGUUUUCUGAGGAUCUUGCAUUUUUUUAGGGAAGAUUUUGUAGUUGUGUGUGGUUUUUUUUUUUGCCGUGGUCCCCAUUACGGGAUCAUUAGGACUGGCUUAUGGAUUGAAAACCGGUUUCUAAAGGUUUCAAAACAAAGUUCCCACUGGUGAUGCCUGGGCGACACAUUUUGGGACUUAGUAGGAAAUAAUGAAGUGUUAAGAUUGACACAAUUGCUGAAAACAGAGUAAAUCAUGAACAUUAUCUCAAUACUUUGCAUAAUAGGCAAGACCACAGCAUUCUGACCUGUUUUUGUGUUUAUGUUAGGAUCUCAAUCAUGUUCUGGCUAAGGGGAGAAGGAGCAAACACCGCGCUAAGAUUUGGUUUGCCAAAUCAGAUUCUUUGGUCAAGAGUCAGUCUGGGGCCAGGCGCGGUGGCUCACGCCUAUCAUCUCAGCACUUUGGGAGGCUGAGACAGGCGAUCACUAGAGUUUGAGACCAACCUGGCCAACGUGGUGAAGUCCUAUCUCUACUAAAAAGAUGCAAAAAUUAGCCAGGUGUGGUGGUGCACGCCUGUAAUCCCACCUACUUGGGAGGCUGAGGCAGGACAAUCAAUUGAGCCCAGGAGGUAGAGGUUUUAGUGAGCCGAGAUCAUGGCACUGCUCUCCAGCCUUGGCAAUAGCCAAGCACCACCUGCCCAGCUAAUUCUGUCUCAAAAAAAAAAAAAAAAAUCAGUUUAGGUUUCAGCAGAAAUAUUCUAAGAUCCCAGUAGGUAACCCUGAGCAGUCAGGUCCGAGCUGUGGUCUCAGUCUUUUAUGGCUUCAUGAAAGGACUGUACCCUCACGGAGGGGACCACGGCUUGGCUUAUGGGGUCCUAGGUGAUGGCUGCCUUUUUCCUUCAUCACCACACCCAGCUUUUUGCUGGCACUUGCAGGGAGAGAGCAGCAAAGGAGAGGUUCAUUCACCCUUUAUCUCCCCGUGAGGAAGAUGUUGCCCUGUUCAAACAGGAAGUAACAUCGCUUACACAUGACUCCAUUUUUUUGUUGUUGGUUUUUCUUUCGAUUGGAAUUCUGUAUUUAAGAUGUUGUGUCAGCUGACACAUGGGACAUGGACCCUGCUGGGCGGUGGGUUUCCGCACCACUGGGCUCAGAAGUGUCCCUGUUCCUCCAUCUGUUGUUCGCUUGCUUUGUAAAUACUUUGGUCCCAGGCUGAGACCGUUGCGUCCUGAAGGGUGUUCUCAGAAGAACUUGCUGUGUGCCUUCACCGAAGGCAGUCAAGUCUGCAGUUGGAUUUUUCUCACUGGUGAGUGACAAGAAACAGGGAUGAUUUUGCACUGCGGUGAUGGAGUUGUCUAUACGAUUACAGCACCUGAUUCUGUGAACGUAUCCUUGAACUCCAAAAUGAAUUCAACCUCCAUUCAGGCUUAAUGAAAUCUCUGAUGUUGUGUAUUAUUUUCCUUUUCCAAUGCAAGACCUGCUGGUGAGAGGAAAUGACUGUCUGGUUUUAUUCUGGUUUAUAAAUUAAUAAAUGGGCUAUUUAAUUCUGUA